AUGGAUUUGGGAAAGGACAGAUCUCAUCUGAAGCACCAUCAGACAUCUGAUCUUCAUCAAGAAGAGAACCAUACUCCAGAAGUCAUUGGAAGUUGGAAUUUGCGAAACAGAGAACAACUCAGAAAAAGAAAAGCCGAAUCACAAGAAAAUCAAACUUCACAAUGGCUCUUUGGUCCUAAAAUGUGCCAAGAAACAGCUGUACCCAAAGCUCUUCCUUGUACAACCUCUGAUGACACAGUUGACCUGGAGGGAUGCUCUCCUGAAGCAUACCCCAAACCAGAUGUGCCUACAACUCUUGACAUGUACCAAAAACCAGAUGAACCGGAGCAAUACAGUGCUGAAUCAGAUCAAAAAAUAGCUGAGAAUGAAGGUUUCUUUCCUAAAACACAAGAAAUAGCUGUGCUCAAAGAUCUUUCUACAAAUACAUACCUAGAAACAGUUGAAUCUGAACACUCAUCUCAUAAAACAUAUAAAGAAAUUACUGUGCCUAAAGCCCCCUGUCAUAAAACAAUCCAAGAAACACCUCAGCCUGAAGAAUAUUCACCUGAAACAUAUCAAGAAACACCUGGACCUGGAAAAUAUUCACCUAAAAUAUACCAAGAAACACCUGGGCUCCAGGAAUAUUCACCUGAAAUAAACCAAGAAACACUGGGGCCUGAAGACCUCUCUACUAAGAUAUAUGAAAAUAAGGUUGUGCCUAAAGAAUGCUUUCCAGAACCAUACCAAGAAAUAGGUGGGCCCCAAGGCCAGGAUCCUAAAGUACACCAGAAAGAUGCUAAGAACAUUAAUACUUUUCCUCAAGAUAAGUGUAACAAAAACAUGGUGUUAGCUGGCUUCCAAGUAAUACAUAUUUUGAGGAACUACUUUAAAGAAAUGAAUUACCGUAUAAAGCAGACAUAUGAAGCACUGCUUGCCCUGACCAAGUACUCUACUGGAGAAGUAGCUCUAAUCAACACAGCAUCUGGAUUCCUAACAGUUUCAUUCUAA
Messenger RNA from Propithecus coquereli (Coquerel's sifaka), 987 nucleotides. RefSeq names its product hemogen (gene HEMGN). Bases 1 to 987 code for a protein of 328 amino acids. The transcript has 4 exons. The record is from RefSeq and is a predicted model, not a curated record. Gene Ontology annotation, cellular component: nucleoplasm. Gene Ontology annotation, biological process: cell differentiation; regulation of osteoblast differentiation. NCBI's taxonomy places the organism in Eukaryota, Metazoa, Chordata, Mammalia, Primates, Indriidae.